Hevea brasiliensis (rubber tree) is the source of this 679-nucleotide messenger RNA. RefSeq names its product kxDL motif-containing protein LO9-177. Bases 54 to 431 code for a protein of 125 amino acids. Gene Ontology annotation, cellular component: BORC complex. Lineage: Eukaryota; Viridiplantae; Streptophyta; Magnoliopsida; Malpighiales; Euphorbiaceae. The record is from RefSeq and is a predicted model, not a curated record. Gene Ontology annotation, biological process: lysosome localization. The transcript is spliced from 3 exons.
AUCUCCUUCUUCCCGUCCUGUGCAUUGUAUCGGUGUUUGUGUACAGAGUCGCGAUGGAGCAAUCGGAGAAAGAGGCGAUGAGAGAGGCUUCAAAAGAUGUAUCAGCAGAGUUCAAAACCCUAAUCAAUGAGGAAGAUUUGGAUUCCCUCAAGCAAUUGCAGCACCUCAUAUUGGGAAGGUUGCAGGAUAGUAACGCUGUCUUGUCUCAUUUUAACCAGUACUCUGAGCACUGCUUCGCUGAGGUUUCGAGUGAUUUUUCAAGAAAUACUCGUCUCUUGAGGUCUAUGAAGUCUGACCUCGACUACAUAUUUCAGAAGUUAAGGAGCAUGAAGGCUAAAAUUUUGGCUACCUACCCAGAUGCAUUUCCAGAUGAAUCGACACAAGAAGUACUCGAUGGAAGACCUAACCUUGAAAUGCCUUGUACUCGAUAGCAUUUAAUGUUUCCACAUACAUUUGUUAAUGGUGUCCUCAGUGAUGGGAAACUUCAGGAGAGCACACUAGAUUGAAAAUUUAUUAUGUCUAUUAUUAUUAUUAUUAUUAUUAUUAUUGAGAAAUGUUGGGAGCACAAGGAACAUAAAAUGUUUAGUCAGUAUGCAUGAGAUGCAUUGCCAUUUGCCUGGACGAUGGUUGUAUCUGUUAAACGCAAUUAUGGAAAAUGAGAAUUAGGCUCUAUUGCCCA